AUGGCCAACCCAAAUAACAAAUCUGCGCUGCAUCAAGCACAGAGUGUCAGCUCUCGAAACCCUCCACUUUCUGGUGGUGAGAUGAUGAUGAUCUCCUCCGCCACUGCUCCAGGGCAUGAUCAUCAACACCCUCCUUCUCAACGCUACCGAGCUUCCGAGGUACGGUUCAACAAAUUCACGAUCUUCUGCGGGCCCUUCGCGCAGACGCUCUUCUUCCUCUUCUUGCCUGCGUCCCUCAACUUCCCCCCGCUUAGCCCCUCGACCUCGCCCGAGAACCUGGUGAAUCACUACCGAAAGCACGAAACGGGACUCCGCGGGGCUAGCGCCCUGAUGAGUCUAACCGCCGUGUUCUGGCCCAUCUUCGUCGCCGGCGUAAAUCGGCAGCUGGCGCGCAUCCCGGGGGUCAACCCGAUUGUACUCUAUACGCAGAUCGCCGGUGGCAGCCUCUGCGUGAUCUCCAUGAUGUGCCCGUCCUUCCUGUUCGCGGCGACCGUCUACCGGCUCGACCGGGACCCCGUGCUGACGCAGUUGCUGAGCGACUUGUCCUGGCUCACCUUCACCAUGGCCUGGCCCCCCUUCAUCGCCCAGGAUCUCGCCAUCUCCUGGGCCAUCCUGUCGGAUCGCCGGCCGAAACCCCUCUUUCCCCGGUGGUUGGCCUACACCACGACCGGGCUCACGAUCGGGCUAUACCCGGCACUCGGCGUACACUGUGUGCAUUCAGGGGUGCUAGCGUGGAAUGGGGCGUUGACCUUUUGGGUGGGCAUGGCCUGUGCAUUCUUUCAGAUGAAUCUGUUGGUGUUUUACUUGAUGCGUGCUGCGGGGACUGUAGAUGAUCAGGAGAAGGAGGAGCAGCAGUCCGGUUGUGAAGAUUUAGGAUCAUGA
Messenger RNA from Penicillium macrosclerotiorum, 882 nucleotides. RefSeq lists its product as uncharacterized. NCBI's taxonomy places the organism in Eukaryota, Fungi, Ascomycota, Eurotiomycetes, Eurotiales, Aspergillaceae. The transcript has a single exon. Bases 1 to 882 code for a protein of 293 amino acids. The record is from RefSeq and is a predicted model, not a curated record.